GAGGCGAGGAAGGAGAAAUCCCAAUGCCAUCGGCCCCGCCCCGGUUGGGGCCUUGUCACUAGUUGCCAGGGCUCCUGCUGCUGUUAGUUAGUUAAUUAAUUAAUUAAUUAGUGGUUCUGAAGGUUCUGCCAGGGCUCGGGUAGCAGUAACCGUAGAAGUGCGGACAAUUACGGCCGGUUUUCUUUAGCGCUCAUGGAUCGCACCUGUCGCUUGAGUUACCGCUCAUGAGUGCCCCGAUCUCCCGCACGGCUGGCCAGGCCAGCCCGGCUGCCAGGGGCUUCGUGCGCCCCGCUGUAAUUCAGGAGAUUCCAGACCCGUCGUUUCUGUCCCUCAGAUAACUCUGCCUGCAGUGACAUUUAGAGGCUGGGUGGGAGCAAGCGCCGGGAAGCUCAGCACGGCUCAGGCAGCAGCAGAAUCCUUCAGCCAAAUUAUGCUGUUUUGCAGCUUUGUCCCUUGCACACAGAUAUUUACCCACUUUUUAAAAUAAUCCAAUAAACUGGAUUCUUCUCCAAAUUUUCUUCACAUGAGGUUGCAGUAAGAAACUUGAUGUCAUUUAAGCAGGACAAUUAAAACCCCGAGGAAAUAUUAGACAGGCCAUAGAGAUAGAAUUACUUGCUACAAAGAAGCCUCACCGCACUACAAUGUAAUGACGCCCUUACUUGCAACCAUUUCAGGAUGUUGUUGCAGCAAAAUGUAUUUUUGCCUUGAUUUUUAACCAUGCAGAUUAAUUGCUGGACCUCCAAAAUACAAAGAGAAGUAUCUUGAAAUGCCUAGUAUUCAGCUGUGGAUUUUGGAGCAUGAUGAAAAAUGGGAACUACGUCUGACUGCUGCAGAGGGCUCGGCGAUGAUCCCUUGAAAGCACUAGGAUGCCUGGCUGCUUUAAAAAGACAUUAUUUGGCUUGGCUUCCCUAAUAAGUUUUGUGUCUUUUAUCUUGAUUGUUGUUGCAAUGGGGAUCCCAAAGUGGAUGACUGGAAAGAUCCUUUGCAAAACAGGGGCGGAUUUGGUCAAUGCCACAGAUCCAGAGCUGGUCAAGUUCAUUGGAGAAAUUUACUAUGGACUCUUUCGGGGUGGCAAAAUACGCCAAUGUGGCUUGGGCGGGCGGCGUUCCAAAUUCACAAUUUUCCCACACAUGGUGAAAAAGUUGAAUACAGGCCUGCAUGUGAUGAUCAUAAUGUUCCUCUGUGUGGCCAUUUUCUUUUCUCUGGUCAGUUUUGGAUUCUGCAUUCUUAACGCAAUAAAAGUUCCUUACCGGGCUAUUAAUGGUCCAGCAGGAGCAUGCCUUUGGAACUUCCUUGCAGGUGGAUUUGUAGUACUUGGAGCCACCAGCUUCAUGGCUGCUGUGAAACUCCAUCACCUCACAGAAAGAAUUGCCAAUUUUCGGGAAAAUGUCUUUCGGUUCGUUAUCUUAGAAGAACACUUUGAAGACUGUUUUUGGAUUUGUGUGGCAAGUGCCACCGCACAUGCAGUGAAUUUGCUGCUAAUAGCCAUUAGUGGGAUUCAUUUCCCUAAAAUUAAGACUAAAACAGAAGAAGUGAAUGUUACGGCAGAAGAUAUCAUGUACUAACAUAUCUACACAAAACUAUUUUGGUCAAGUGAACUGUUGUGACAGGAACAGCUUCUUGGCUCUUCAGCCUUUGUUUUGGAUAGACGAUUUAUGUACAAACCUUAGUAAAAAUGUCAGUCUACAAUACCAGCAACUAACACGUCUGUGAAAAAAAUAAAAAAAAAUCUAAAUGCUAUAAAUAC
This is a messenger RNA of Haemorhous mexicanus (house finch), 1747 nucleotides long. RefSeq names its product clarin 2 (gene CLRN2). Bases 867 to 1565 code for a protein of 232 amino acids. The record is from RefSeq and is a predicted model, not a curated record. Lineage: Eukaryota; Metazoa; Chordata; Aves; Passeriformes; Fringillidae. The transcript is spliced from 3 exons.